AUGGACGGCAACUCACUAAUUUCGCAGAUCCUAACGGAGGCAGAAAUUACUGAACUGGGCCUACAUAACAGCGUGAUAAGGCAUUGCUCUUCUCCAUAUAUCAUUAACAAAAAGCACUUCAUUAAAAUUUGUGUGUACUACCUGCUUAGUACGUUCCUUUUUUUUUCGGUUUACAUCACCAUCAUCAUCCUCGUACUGACUAGCCCCAGGACGGAACUAAACAAAACAAUAAUCCUCAUCCUUUAUAUCUACAUCUUUCUCUUCUUCUACAUCGACCUCAUUGUAAGUAACAACAUAAAGUAUGAGUUAGUCAAUCGGUAUAACAUAAGGGAAGUUCGUCAGAGGCUUUAUGGGCGCUUUAUGGGCCCAUCCUCUGGGGGAGAUGGCAUCCCGACCUGCACUGUGGGGGUUACCAACGCACCCAUCGUGAAUGAUAUAGGAAAGGGGGAGGACCCCCCCCAGAGGGGAUCGAGAAAAAAAACCAAGCCCCCUGCUCGAGAAGACAAGACAAGCAGAGCGAAGGAAAAGAAAAAAAAAAAAUUAUUCACCAGUGAGAAGUACUACGUUGUGGAGGAAGAAGAGGAACAACAACCCGAACAAAGACACGCACAAGCACACGCACAAGCACACGCACAAGCGCAUGCACAAGCACACCUACAGCAGGAGGGAAGCGAUAUGGAAGUGGGAAGAAGACGAACUGUUAACGAAAGGAUACCACCCCCUGCGGACGAGGAGAAGUUUUAUCACAUAGAUCAACUCAAAAAUGUUAACGAGAGCAUCAACGCAGAGCUCAUGAAGUACAUUCAAUACGAAAACAACAACUACACAAUAGACAACUACCGAUACGAUGUCUUUCUAAUAACCUCUGGAUUUAUCAAUCAGUUAAAUAUAUUCUGUGAUCUUCUUUUUCUCUUCCAUGUGUACGAUUAUAGUAUCAAGUUGUUUUCUGUUUGCCUCUUUAUAUAUGCAUAUUAUUUAGUUCACUUUGGCAUCCUCAUAAGAUUUUCCAUCUUGAUGAUGCGGGCCUUGUUCAGCAUACACAGGAAGAAUUUGUCUCGAUCGUAUAGGAAGGUCACGUUGUUCUGGAAGUGCCUCCUCUCCUUCUUGUGCGCACGCUUGCGCAGGUGGAUGAAAAGAAUCCUCAGAGGGAUGAUCUCCAUGAGGGGGAGUAACCAAGUGGUGAACACACAACCGAAGAUUUUUUUUAAUAAAUAUAUCAGUUAUAACAGUUGGAGCUUCGCCUACCACCAGGGUGUCUCCUUCAAGGAGAACAAAGAGCUGCUAAAGGUGUUGAGAGACUCCGAUUCGGACGACACGAAGCGGGCGAUGCUACGCGUAUGGAGGCCUCCACCGAAUCGUGUAAACAUAAAUGGCGUUCAGAUAAACAGGGGAAGGGAAAAGAUAAACAGAGCGAAACACACAGACAGACAUGAUCAGGCUAAUCGAAAAUUAAAACACACAAAGGAGGAAUGCGAAAAAGCUCUCCGUCCAUCACAUGUCCAAAUCAUCGCUGAUAUGUCUUCCUUCCUCUCCCACUACCAUAUUUUGAAUAUAAUAAAAAGUAAAUUCCUCUCCGCGCACAGCGUCUACGAACACGUGAGAUUCACCCUCGUGUUCUUCGUCUGGAAACUCCUCUACAUGGACGUCGUCCUGUGCCUACUAAAAGUUUUCAUCCUUUUCUACACAAGCGACUUGUUAGCCAAUGUGUUGUUCCUGGUCAUUGGCCUGGUUAACAUUGCCAACUCCUACGUAAUCCAUUUGGUGGACAAUAAUUUGAUGAGCGACAUCGGUUCGAGCUAG
This is a messenger RNA of Plasmodium knowlesi strain H, 1800 nucleotides long. Its product is annotated as conserved Plasmodium protein, unknown function. The transcript has 4 exons. The record is from RefSeq and is a predicted model, not a curated record. Bases 1 to 1800 code for a protein of 599 amino acids. Lineage: Eukaryota; Apicomplexa; Aconoidasida; Haemosporida; Plasmodiidae.